UUUGUCAAUUUCAUGUUUUUAAUAAGUUCGCAUUGAAUAAAAGAGAGAUGGAGGCUCCUCAAGAGGAAGUGAUGGGUGGAGUCUCUAAGGGCAAACGCACUAAACGUGUUAGGCCUCAAUCUCUAAUCACUUUCAUGACCAUCAAUAAUGCACAUUCAUCAUCAACCGGCGACGCAAACGUCGAUGGCACGGUUAAUGGAGAAGAAGUCAACGACGACGACGACAACAAUAAUAAUGAUUCUAGUCCACCUCCUACCACUUCGGACGAAAACAUCCCUGAUGAUGAUGUCCCCACGGAGGAAGAAGAAGAAACCGCCAAGUGUCUCAUCCUCUUAUCCCAAGGUGGUCAUCAUCAUCAUCAUCGUCGUCAUCAGACCCCACCUAAAAAGUUCUUUGAUCUCUUCAAUGAUGACAUGGGGUUGUACCAAACAAAAUUCAAUAGCAAGAGGUAUGUGGAGACAACCGACCUAGGGAAUGGUGCCAAAGCCGGUACAUACGUGUACGAAUGCAAGACAUGUAACCGGACAUUCUCAUCAUUUCAAGCACUAGGUGGACACAGAGCAAGUCAUAAAAAACCUAAGCCAUUAACAAUCGAACCGAAAAAACAUCCAUUCUUCUACUUUUCAGACCAAGACGAAUCCUCACCACCAACAACAACAACAACAAAUUACAAAUACAACAACAAAUUAUCACCAACAUUAUCUCCUCUUUCAUCCCAAUUCAACAAUAUCAAUAUGGAAAGUACUCCAAAUUACAACAAAUCACCAUCUCCAAGAAUCCAUACAUGUUCAUAUUGUGGUGCAGAAUUUACCUCAGGACAAGCAUUAGGUGGUCACAUGAGAAGACAUAGAGGGGGUGCUAAUACUAACAAUACAAUUUUGUGUUUAAGCCCUUUAAGUAUUGAUCAAGAAUAUGCUAAUUAUAAUUUGAAGAAACCAAGAAAUGGAUUAUCAUUAGAUCUUAAUCUUCCAGCACCACAAGAUUAUCAAAAUCAAUCAAGAAAUCUUCAACAUCCACCAAAAUAUCCUCAAGAACAAGCACAAAAGCAACAACAAGAACAAGAACAAGAACAACAACAAACAACACUUGUUUUAUCCACCACCCCACAACUUAUUGAUUGUCAUUAUUGA
Molecule: messenger RNA, 1130 nt
Organism: Solanum tuberosum (potato)
Lineage: Eukaryota; Viridiplantae; Streptophyta; Magnoliopsida; Solanales; Solanaceae
Product: zinc finger protein ZAT5-like
Exons: 1
Coding region: 48-1130 (360 amino acids)
Source: RefSeq, a predicted model, not a curated record